Argiope bruennichi is the source of this 4088-nucleotide messenger RNA. RefSeq names its product 5-oxoprolinase-like. Gene Ontology annotation, biological process: glutathione metabolic process. The record is from RefSeq and is a predicted model, not a curated record. Gene Ontology annotation, cellular component: cytosol. Lineage: Eukaryota; Metazoa; Arthropoda; Arachnida; Araneae; Araneidae. The transcript is spliced from 33 exons. The coding region runs from base 177 to 3956 and encodes 1259 amino acids. Gene Ontology annotation, molecular function: 5-oxoprolinase (ATP-hydrolyzing) activity.
AUGUCACACGUAUCUCACGGCACAUAUCUUGUAUGGAGUUAGUUGAUAUUACUUGUAGAUAGAAGAGGCCUCCUUUCAGAUGAAAUGAUUGAAUAAUCUUACAAAUCCAUAAUAUAAAUUAAUUAUAGUUUCUACUUUAUUUUUUACGAUAUUAAAAUAGAAGAAUUUUGUAUAAAAUGAGUGAAAAAUUUAGUUUCGCCAUUGAUAGGGGUGGUACUUUCACAGAUGUAUUCGCUCUCUGUCCCGGUGGUAAAGUUAAGGUGAUGAAACUUCUUUCAGAUGACCCAUCCAACUAUAAAGAUGCCCCUCGAGAAGGAAUUCGUCGUAUUAUUUCAGAGUUAACUGGAAAAAAAUACUCUUCAGAAGAUCUUCUUGAUACAGAACAACUUGAUUGGAUUCGCAUGGGAACAACUGUUGCCACUAAUGCUUUGUUAGAAAGAAAAGGAGAAAGAAUAGCUUUGGUUAUAAGUGCUGGAUUUAGAGAUAUUUUGCAUAUAGGCAACCAAUCUAGACCAAAGAUAUUCAGUUUGGAGAUUUCCUGUCCAGAGAAUUUAUAUGAAGAGGUAAUAGAAGUUGAAGAAAGAAUUGUGUUACAUCAGGAUAAAUGUGAAAUUAAAAGAAGUGCUCCAGUUUUAAUAGGAACUACUGGUGAAAAUAUAAAAGUCUGGACUCCAUUAAAUGAAGAAAAGUUGAGGAAUGAUUUACAUUCUAUUCUAUCUAAAGGCAUCAAAAGUUUAGCAGUUGUUCUUAUGCAUUCUUACUUGUUCCCAGAUCAUGAAUUAUAUAUUCAAAAAAUUGCAAAAGAAAUAGGAUUUGAACAUGUUUCCCUGUCAUCAGAAAUUAUGCCCAUGGUACGAAUGGUUCCUAGAGGAGAUACAGCAUGUGUUGAUGCAUAUUUAACUCCUUGUAUCAAAAGAUACACUGAAAAUUUUUCUUCUGGAUUUAAAAACAAGCUAGAGGAAGUGAAUGUUCUGUUUAUGCAGUCAGAUGGCGGUUUGACUCCUAUGAAUUUAUUUUGUGGCUCUAGAGCCAUUUUAUCAGGACCAGCUGGUGGUGUUGUAGGAUACAGUAAAACAACAUUUGGGAAACAUUCGAAUUUACCUGUAAUUGGAUUUGAUAUGGGAGGGACUUCUACAGAUGUCAGCAGAUAUGAUGGCAGCUAUGAUCAUGUAUAUGAUACAACAAUUGCAGGUGUUAGUGUUCAAGCACCACAGCUUGAUAUCAAUACUGUGGCAGCUGGUGGGGGCUCAAUGUUGUUUUUCCGAUCUGGACUUCUGGUAGUGGGACCAGAAUCUGCUGGUGCACACCCUGGACCUGUUUGCUAUAGAAAAGGUGGUCCUUUAACUGUCACUGAUGCCAAUCUCUGCCUCGGUCGGCUUCAGCCAGAUUUCUUUCCUAAAAUAUUUGGUCCAACAGAAGAUUUGCCUCUUGACAAAGAAGCUACUAUUAAGGCUUUUGAAAAAAUAACUGACCAGAUCAAUGAAUUUAAUAAGAGCUUGGCAAGUAAUCAGCCUAAAGAAAAACUUUCUGUUGAAGAAGUUGCUCUAGGAUUUAUUGAGGUUGCUAAUGAGUCUAUGUGCCGCCCCAUUCGUGCCAUCACUCAAGGUAAAGGAUUUGAUACAUCUCAGCAUAUCUUGGCAUGUUUUGGGGGAGCUGGGAGCCAACAUGCAUGUGCCAUUGCUAAAAACCUAGGAAUAUCUACUAUUUUUAUUCAUAAAUAUGCUGGUAUUUUAUCAGCUUAUGGAAUGGCAUUGGCUGAUGUUGUAAGUGAAACUCAAGAGGCUUGUGCAAAAUCUUAUUGUGCAGAAAAUUUUGAAUAUUUUGAUUCAAAAAUUGAUGAGUUAUCAGCUAAAUGCAAGGAGAAAUUGAAUUCUCAAGGUUUUGAAGAUUCUGAAAUUCAAUUUGAAGUGUACUUAAAUAUGAGGUAUGAAAGAACUGAUUGCUCUCUUAUGUGUACUGCUUCUUCUGGUUCUUCAGAAAUCAGUUGUUCCCAUGGUGAUUUUAAGAAAUCCUUUAUUGAAAAAUACCAAAGGGAAUUUGGUUUUAGUAUUCCUGAUCGUUCUAUCAUAGUGGAUGAUAUUCGCAUUCGCUCAAUUGGCAACAGGAACUUGGAUUUCAAUAUUAAUGUUGAUGAUGCAACUGAUUUUCCACAGCACAAACAAGUUGUUCAGUGCUACUUUGAAGGAGGCUAUCAGGAUACAAAAAUUUAUAUGUUGUCAGAUCUGCUGCAUGGACAUGAGAUUCAUGGACCAGCAAUUAUUAUUGAUGAUACAUGCACCAUUGUUGUUGAACCUGAUUGCUUAGCUACUAUAACAAAAGAUGGCAGUGUUCUUAUUAGGAUUUUGAAAUCAGAUGUAAAGAAAGUAUCUACGGAUUUAGAUAUGAUUCAAUUAUCUAUAUUUUCUCAUCGCUUCAUGAGUAUUGCUGAACAAAUGGGAAAGGUUUUGCAGAGAACAUCUGUGUCCACUAACAUAAAAGAAAGACUUGAUUUCUCUUGUGCUCUCUUUGGACCAGAUGGUGGAUUAGUAUCAAAUGCUCCACACAUUCCUGUACAUUUGGGUGCAAUGCAAGAGGCUGUACAAUUUCAGUUGAAAUACUUGGGUGACAACAUACAUGAUGGAGAUGUCAUCUUGUCCAAUCAUCCUUGUGCUGGAGGAAGUCAUCUACCAGAUCUUACUGUUAUUACACCUGUUUUUUUUGAAGGUCAUUCCAAACCUGUAUUUUUUGUUGCAUGUCGAGGUCAUCAUGCUGAUAUUGGAGGCUUGACUCCAGGUUCUAUGCCACCACAUUCUACAACUUUGUUGCAAGAAGGAGCUACAUUUGUUUCAUUUAAGCUUGUUAAAGAUGGUAUCUUUCAGGAGGAAGAGCUUGUAGAGUUAUUGAAAGCACCUGGUAAUUUGCCUGGAUGUAGUGGCACAAGAAAUUUAAGUGACAAUUUAUCGGAUCUGCGAUCUCAAGUUGCUGCUAAUAAAAAAGGAAUUACAUUAGUACAAGAAAUUAUUUCACAAUAUGGUCUUGAGGUUGUUCAGUCAUACAUGAAAUAUAUUCAGGAAAAUGCUGAGCUUGCUGUCAGAGAUAUGUUGAGAGAAAUAGGCGAAUCCACUCUAGCAAAAACUGGAACUUCAGUUUUAGAGGCUUGUGAUUAUAUGGAUGAUGGAACCAAAAUAAAUUUGAAGAUAUCAAUUAAUGUUGAAGAAGGAAGUGCCGUUUUCGAUUUUGAUGGAACUGGGUAUGAAGUUUAUGGCAACUGCAAUGCCCCUAAAGCUGUUACCCUAUCUGCAAUCAUCUAUUGUUUGAGAUGUAUGGUUGGUCAUGAUGUUCCUUUAAACCAGGGUUGUUUAGCACCUGUGCAAAUAUUGAUACCUCCUGGAAGCAUUUUGUUCCCUUCAGAUACAGCUGCAGUUGUUGGAGGAAAUGUGUUGACUUCUCAGAGAGUUGUGGACGUUAUAUUCAAAGCAUUUAAAACUUGUGCUGCAUCUCAGGGAUGUAUGAAUAACAUCACAUUUGGUGAUGAACGUGUUGGAUAUUAUGAAACUGUUGCUGGAGGAGCGGGAGCUGGUCCCUAUUGGCAUGGCAGAAGUGGUGUUCACACUCACAUGACAAAUACAAGAAUUACUGAUCCUGAAAUUUUGGAAAGAAGAUAUCCAGUAAUUCUUGAGAAAUUCCACUUAAAUCCUGGAACAGGAGGAAAGGGCCAAUAUAAUGGAGGAGAUGGCAUUUUAAGAAAAAUGGUAUUUCGAAAAGACCUUAUGUUGUCAGUUCUAACUGAGAGAAGAGUUUUUGCUCCUUAUGGAUUAGAAGGAGGUGAAGAUGGCCAGAAAGGUUUGAAUCUGCUUGUUCGAAACGAUGGCCGUAUCAUCAAUCUUGGUGCUAAAAAUUCUGUCAGAGUUCGAGCAGGAGACGCUUUCCUGUUACAAACUCCAGGCGGUGGUGGCUAUGGGAAAAGUCCCGUUUAAAAGUGGUUGCUAAAACAGUGAUAAUUUAUUGCAGUAUUAAAAGACAUUUAAAUCUAUGAAUGAAUUUUAAAUAAUUAAUUUAUCAAUGAAUUAUUUUUGAUGCGAAAUAAACUGCUAUUUAUGAAUCUGAAA